GUUUUUGCACUCGUCCCAGCUCCUUUCCGCUAUAAAGGCAGCCCACCGCCCGCUCCGCUCCAGCACGCCCCUUCGACACCCUCGCCAUCCUUUGCUCAGCAGUCUCCGGACCCCAGCCUCCAGUUCAGCUCGCCAUGGAUCCCAACUGCUCCUGCACCGCAGGUGAAUCCUGCACAUGUGCCGGCUCCUGCAAAUGCAAAGAUUGCAAGUGCGCCUCCUGCAAGAAGAGCUGCUGCUCCUGCUGCCCCGUGGGCUGUGCCAAGUGUGCCCAGGGCUGCGUCUGCAAAGGGGCUUCGGACAAGUGCAGCUGCUGUGCCUGAAGGCGGGGAGAGCCUGCUCCCAGGUGUAAAUAGAACAACGUGUACAAACCUGCAUAUUUUUUUUUAAUACAACCUGACCCGUUUGUUACAUCCCUGUUUUUUUUUUUUUGGUUUUUUUUUUUUUUUUUUUU
This is a messenger RNA of Bubalus bubalis (water buffalo), 451 nucleotides long. Its product is annotated as metallothionein-2. The transcript is spliced from 3 exons. The record is from RefSeq and is a predicted model, not a curated record. Bases 135 to 320 code for a protein of 61 amino acids. Gene Ontology annotation, molecular function: metal ion binding. Lineage: Eukaryota; Metazoa; Chordata; Mammalia; Artiodactyla; Bovidae.